Mya arenaria is the source of this 1404-nucleotide messenger RNA. Its product is annotated as Ig-like V-type domain-containing protein FAM187A. The transcript has 5 exons. The coding region runs from base 1 to 1404 and encodes 467 amino acids. The record is from RefSeq and is a predicted model, not a curated record. Lineage: Eukaryota; Metazoa; Mollusca; Bivalvia; Myida; Myidae.
AUGUCCCGCGGAAAUGACGUCAUAACGCAAAAGACAACAAUGAAUUCUGCCAAUGUCAUCUUAGUUAUAACAGCUUUUCUCUGUUCUAUUCUAAAUGCUUCCAUCGCCGAGACUCAAGGUUCACUUCCGGAUGAUAUUUUACCCGUGCAUCAAGGUCGUGGAAAGCGCUCUGUAUCGGCGGACAAAUUCAGCAAGCUUCAAGGAAACUGGAAAUAUAGCAAAGAGGAAGUGACAAAAAUGUUUGAUGACUACUACAAGUGUAUCACAGAAAGAAACAAGCCAGAAAAUCGAGUGCGUCAGUCAAUCACGGCCGUUCUCGCGAUGCAGGGCCAAAGGAUCGACCUUCAGUGUCCAUUUUGUCAGAGGCCCGAUCAGGAUGCCGAAAUGAACAAGAUGUUUUGGCAGCGAGUUCGAGUGUCCGAUUCUUCUACUUCUCAUAUUUCGCCCAAAACAAAGGGAUUAAAGAUCAAGCAAGAUAUGUCGCUCAUUAUACAGAGCGUAGACGUGACUGAUGCGGGGCAGUACUUCUGUAUCCGGGAUUCAGACGCGGUAGUCAUUUACCAGGUGGACGUUCUCUUCCGGGAGCCGCAGCUCAGCGUCAGGGAGAACGAGACCUUCCGCCUGCAGCCCGCCCGAAGACUCGUGGACCAUAAUCUGGAGGUGUACAGCCAUUGGUCGGAGUGGGGUGAAUGUGACACGUGUGACCGGCCCGGUCGCCGGAACAAGUUUGGCACGUGCAUGGUAAAUAAGAUCCACAAGGAACGACCCAUUACUCCCGUGGAUGUGCCCAUCAUUUUCCAGUAUCCAAAAGGCGUGCCAUGUCGUUCGACGGUGCUGCCUCGUGCUGUCGCUCACCUACUGGGCAUCCGAGAGAGAAAAAGUGAACUUGUUCAAGGUAAGUGUUCAGAUCCCUGUCCGACGACCCCGGGGCCAGUACGGGUGACCGACAAAACUGGCAAAGUGGUGGAGGUUUUGGCGGGAGGUUACCAUCCUAUUGGGCGGAAACCAAAUCUCCCACCCCUGGUGAUCCGGAAAGUCCGCUACGCUAUAAAGGGAACUCAUAUUGUGCUUGUCUGCCCCACUUCUAAAAAUAGCAAGGUCCGCUGGCAGCGCGGCGAGCGCGCAAUCAAUCCAAGAACCAUCCGCCGUCAGACGAAAGGCCGAGUGUAUCUUGAUCGUUUGAAUCGUCUGCAUAUCUGGAAACUGCGCGAGCGUGACAGUGCCCCCUAUAACUGCUGGGUGUGGAAGCGUCACACUGCUACGAUCAAAGUUCUCGUCUACGAGGGAAUGGACCACAAUUUGAAACAUUAUAUAACUUAUGGCGGUCUUGUGCUGACGGUUGUUGCAAUACUAACGUUCUGCAUUUGCAAGGUGUUUUGCAGACCACCCAGAAGACAUAAAUAA